GUCCACCGUUUUAAUGCGAAUAUUUCCUUAUACUACAGAUUCUAUUUUAUAUACUACACUUCAUACUUGUCAUUCUACUCUUCAUAUUUUUUUACUUUCACUUGCAAAACUCUGUCUACUUCAUUAAUCAUCAGAACUAUUCUCUUACAUGAAGAUCCAGGAUUUACAUGAUGUUACUGCAGACACAAAUGUGAAAGCUGUGGUUGAUGCAAAGCGAGUUUUAGUUGGAGCUGGCGCUCGGAUCCUGUUUUACCCUACUCUGCUUUACAAUGUUUUUCGAAACAGGGUUGAACCUGAGUUCAGAUGGUGGGAUGAGAUUGACCAGUUUCUUCUAUUGGGAGCUGUUCCAUUUCCUGGAGAUGUUCCGAAGCUGAAGCUACUUGGUGUUGGGGGAGUCAUAACACUUAAUGAAGCUUAUGAAACUUUGGUUCCCACCGAAUUGUUCAAGGCUUGUGGAAUAGACCACCUGGUGAUCCCGACCAGAGACUACCUCUUUGCCCCUUCAUUUGCUGACAUCAACCGUGCAGUGGAUUUUAUUCACAGAAAUGCAUCGUGCGGUAAGACUACUUAUGUCCACUGCAAAGCUGGCAGGGGAAGGAGCACAACCGUAGUUCUUUGCUAUUUGGUGGAGUAUAAGCAUAUGACUCCUGCCACUGCACUCGAAUAUGUGCGUUCCAGAAGACCUAGAGUGCUCUUGGCCCCCUCUCAAUGGAAAGCAGUUAAAGAAUUCAAGCAGCAUCGGUUAGCUUCCAAGGCGCAGUCUCCUUCAAGGGAUGCUGUAAUGAUCACAAAAGAAGACCUGGAAGGCUAUCAUAGCUUUUGCGCUGCUGAUGCUCAAAAGAAGCUGGCAAUUGUGACCAGAGCGACAAGAACGAGUCCUGUGAUUGCAAGAUUAUCAUGCCUUUUCGCAUCCUUAAAAGUUUCUGGUGGCGACACAACCAUUUCCAGACAGCUGAAUGAAGCACAUGCCUGUUAAUGUUUAGUUUAGAGGCAUGAUCCUUCUGGUAUUCUGUCUGUAAGAAGGUGACUUGAGAAAAUCAGGAGGGAAAUGUUGAAGAGACCUUCAGUAUGUGAAACAUUGUCGAAGAUGAUUUUCUAAGCAAUUGUACAGGUUUUGCAUCAA
Molecule: messenger RNA, 1123 nt
Organism: Daucus carota subsp. sativus
Lineage: Eukaryota; Viridiplantae; Streptophyta; Magnoliopsida; Apiales; Apiaceae
Product: phosphatidylglycerophosphate phosphatase PTPMT2
Exons: 6
Coding region: 149-976 (275 amino acids)
Biological process (GO): protein dephosphorylation
Molecular function (GO): protein tyrosine/serine/threonine phosphatase activity
Source: RefSeq, a predicted model, not a curated record